This is a messenger RNA of Vicia faba (fava bean), 846 nucleotides long. The record is from the annotation of a GenBank genome assembly. Lineage: Eukaryota; Viridiplantae; Streptophyta; Magnoliopsida; Fabales; Fabaceae.
AUGGCGUGGACGACAGUCAAAAUGAGGGGGUUUCAAAAUGUAGCUUCACGAUGGGAUUCGUUUCCGACAGGGCAGGGUUCGCAUGGAGUAGAAGAGAAAAUGUUGUCUUCUAUUUUUUUGUUCGAGUUUCCAGAUAGGAUAAGAGCUUCUGAUAUAUUCGAGUUGUUUGGUUGCACCGAUGAGGUUAUGGAAGUGGUGAUUCCUCCUAAAAGAAAAAAUUUGGGUAAAAGAUUUGGAUUUUCUAGGUUUAAGGAGGUGGAAGAUUCAAGGGUUUUGGCGAUUAAGGUGGAUAACAUUAUGAUAGAUGGUAAAAAAAUAUGUGCAAAUCCACCAAUGUUUGAUAGAAGCGUCCAGAACGGAGGUUCCGGGAGGGAGGGAUAUUUCUCGGUUAAGGUUUCUAAUCUGGGAGCGAAUCUUGUGCUUCUAGAAGAACUAGAAGAAUGUGUAAUUUCAUGUUUGAUUAAGGAAGGAAAAUCUUGGUUGAAUCAUUGGUUUUACAAUAUAAGGGCAUGGAAAGAGGACGAUGUUGAUAAUGAAAAAGAGGGGUGGACAAAUGGUGGAUCCAAUGAUAAAGGAGAAGACGGUUUUGACAGCCAUGACAUUUCUUCAACUCAGGCGGAAGAAAACUGGUCAGACGAUAGUGAGUUCAAAAGGGGGGUGAACAGUAUUGAAGGUGUAGGGAAGGAGGUGAUAGGUAGUGCUGAUUUUGUUAAGUUUAGUACGGCUGAAAAGAUGGCAGUAGGUGGGUCUUUUGAUGAUUCUAUUGGAUUGGCAAAGACGUUUUCAUUUAGCAGUGGUAACUGUAGAAAGUAUUUUUUUGUUUUUUUUCCAAAGGGACUAGAGUAA